This is a messenger RNA of Scutellospora calospora, 729 nucleotides long. NCBI's taxonomy places the organism in Eukaryota, Fungi, Glomeromycota, Glomeromycetes, Diversisporales, Gigasporaceae. The record is from the annotation of a GenBank genome assembly.
UCUGGAGUGACUUUUCUAGCAUUUGGUAAUGGGUCGCCUGAUAUUUUUAGCACUUUUAGCGCGAUGACACACGAUUCUUGUUCUUUAGCUGGCGGUGAACUUAUCGGUGCCGCAAAUUUUAUAACGUCUGUAGUCGCCGUUGUCGUAGGAAACUGGGUUGUAAAAAAACGUAAAAAAAGAUUGUUAGAGCCUGCGAUGAUAGAAAAUGAAUUCAUUAACAAACCUGAAGAAUUUGAAGGCGAACGCAAUCCUGAUUAUACUAAUGGGAUAAUUUCACAAAUGUCAUUGACAUUGGCACCUCCUUUGUUGCCAUAUGAUGACUUUGAAAGACCAAUUUAUCAAUCUAAACAUUUACAUCACCAAUAUGGUACUACAAGACCUACGAAGGUACCAAUUAAUCGUAGGCCAUCAUUGUUAAGAACAAUAGAGGACAUAUCCUUGCAAGAAGAAAAAGAAAAAGAUAAUCAAGUACAAUCUAGAUACCCCGACACUCCUUCCAUUGUAGUUAAUGAUGAUCCCAAUUCAGUUGUUGUUGAUGAACCUGAGGAUUAUCCUAUUAGAUGGAAUCGUUGGUUAACUCGCAGUAGUCUUGGCGAUUUUGUUGCCAAUAUUACUAUUGUAAAAACCGGGCGCCCUAUGAUGACCAUAAGUGCAUGCUUUGGUAGUCCAAUGUUGAAUAUUCUUUUAGGCAUUGGCUUGAGUGGUACUUAUGUGACAACCAAAACUGGG